Messenger RNA from Erythranthe guttata (spotted monkey flower), 1155 nucleotides. RefSeq names its product DHHC-type zinc finger family protein. Gene Ontology annotation, molecular function: palmitoyltransferase activity. NCBI's taxonomy places the organism in Eukaryota, Viridiplantae, Streptophyta, Magnoliopsida, Lamiales, Phrymaceae. The record is from RefSeq and is a predicted model, not a curated record.
UAAAGGCAACUCCAAACCCAUUUAAUCAAAUAACUCGCCCACGCCACCGGCCCACCGCACCUUCCACUGCCAAAAAAAAAGUAAAAUUAAAAAAAAUAAGAAACCCCAACAAAAUUCCCUCCACCGCCGGAGACGCCGUCGUAAUCCGCCAUUACGCCGGUGCCUCCGACUCCCGCACUGCACAGUAAAUAAAAUCCGCGACGAGAUCAACGAAAAAAAAAUAAAAAAUGACACGCGGCUGCAAGCUCUCAUUCCACGUCGGCGUCGUGAUAGCCGCAAUCACUUACAUCUACUUCUCCACAGUGCUCGUCUUCAUCGACCACCGGUUCGGGCUCGGGUCCUCCCCCGGAAUGCUACACGGCGCCGUUUUCACUUUCUUAGCUGUCAUGUGCAUCUCCAGUUAUCGGCUCGCCGUUUACACCGAUCCGGGUCGGGUACCCGGUUCUUUCGUACCCGAUGUGGAGGAUUCCGAUAGCCCGAUCCAUGAGAUCAAACGCAAGGGCGGUGAUUUAAGGUACUGCCAAAAGUGUUCACACUAUAAGCCUCCUCGGGCCCACCAUUGUCGCAUAUGUAACCGUUGUGUUCUACGAAUGGAUCACCAUUGCGUUUGGAUGAACAAUUGUGUCGGACACGCCAACUAUAAAAUCUUCUUUGUGUUUGUCGUUUACGCUGUUAUUGCAUGCAUAUACUCCCUGAUACUGCUCGUUGGUAGUGUGACGGUUGAUUCUCAGCAAGAUGCCGACGAAUCUUUCAGAAUCAUACAUAUCAUUUCAGGGUUACUAUUAGUACCUUUAAGUUUGGCUCUGGUGUUUUUCAUCGGCUGGCAUAUCUAUCUCAUUGUACAAAACAAGACUACAAUCGAGUAUCACGAAGGUGUAAGAGCAAUGUGGCUAGCAGAAAAGGGAGGCAAUCUCUACUCACACCCAUAUGAUAUUGGUGCAUAUGAGAAUUUGACAGAAAUUUUGGGCCCGAAAAUGAUUUGGUGGCUGUGGCCCACAUCAGAGCAUGUUGGUUCAGGGCUUCGUUAUCGGACAAAGUAUGAUAAACUUAUGGGAUCACCCACUCCAGAUUGAAAGUCGAUUUUCAGACAUGUUUUUCUACUGACCAAACGUCUUUGAAUCAAUUUUCUAGUACGAGUUUAGUUCUUGAUUUCUA